Messenger RNA from Chrysemys picta bellii (western painted turtle), 742 nucleotides. RefSeq names its product chromosome 16 C17orf114 homolog (gene C16H17orf114). The record is from RefSeq and is a predicted model, not a curated record. NCBI's taxonomy places the organism in Eukaryota, Metazoa, Chordata, Testudines, Emydidae.
GUGCCCCUCACUCCCGACCCGCAACCCCCCACUAGCCCAGCCCUGCCAGUGCCCCUCACUCCCACCCGUCCCGGUGGGGCUGGCCCCUGGUGGGGGGGCAGGGCGGGAAGGGGCGGUAUUUGCCAAGGGGGCGGGCGGGUCCCAGCCAGUCCCAGUCCGUGUCUGGCCGACAUGCCCCAGAGCCAGCUGCAGUGAGGGGGGAGCCGGGCUGCAGGACACCUCGCACUGGGGCAGCCCCAUAGCCGAGAGCAGGGGGGGCCAGAGGGGACCCUCCCAUCCCAAGACCUCCAGGCCCCCGGCAGGAUGGGGGCAAGGGUCCUGCGCUGCUUCUCCUGGGCCGGGCGCAGGAAACGCCGCAGGAAAGGGGGCCCCAGCCCCCCAGCUGCCCGCGCCCACCCCAUGGAGGGGCCCCCGGUUCCCCACGCCCGCCCCACGCCCUCCACCAGCAGCGAGCCGGACGGGGCCUUCUUCAGCGGGAAGGCACGAGUCUCCUUCCGCCACCAGCUGGACUCCGCCACCACGGCCCUCGACGCCACCGGCUGAUGGGGGGCCGCCCCACGGCGCCCGCCAGCCCCUCACGGCCUCGCCCCCGCCGGCUGACGGGGGGCCGCCCCACGGCACCCGCUAGCUUCCCACGGCAUCGACUCCACCGGCUGACGGGGGGCUGGGACCCACCCGAGUUGGCGCGUGGGAUUCCUCCCCCCCACUGAGGACGCUCGCCUGGGGGCGCUAUGGGGGUGGA